This is a messenger RNA of Oreochromis aureus, 1542 nucleotides long. RefSeq names its product coiled-coil domain-containing protein 177. The coding region runs from base 1 to 1542 and encodes 513 amino acids. NCBI's taxonomy places the organism in Eukaryota, Metazoa, Chordata, Actinopteri, Cichliformes, Cichlidae. The record is from RefSeq and is a predicted model, not a curated record. The transcript is spliced from 2 exons.
AUGGAGGAGCUGAGGUCCAGCUCCCCUGUGCUUAAGUUGGACCUGAACAACUUCCACUCUCCCGGAGCAGAGAGCAGCCGGCAUGUCUUAACGAACCCUCGCUCGCUGGAGUCUUGCGCUCGGCUGGGUGUAAAACCGGUUCAGCUUCUAAUUAAAUCUCUAAAUGACUUCAUUGCUGAGCGACAGGACGCGCCGUUUGGGACAAUGAGAGUCAUGCAUGAAUCUUAUGAAAAGGAGAGGCUGAAGAUUUUACAAAAGUGCGGCCAGGAACGGCGGAGGAUUAUCCAGGCGGCCGGGGACAGGCGGCCAUGCAGCAGUAAAGCCUCAGGUUUGGAGGCGUUGCCUGACACUGGACUGGAAGAGCGCUGCUCAACAGAAAUGCCCUAUGCAGAUCUCUGCUCUGAAGAGAAGGCUGUUAGCAGGUCCUCCUGCUCUGCUCCUAGUAAAAGGGAUCCAGAGAGGAGCACAGUGUGCAGGUUCAAUCUGGGAGACCUCAUACACUCCCCAGCUACCGAGAAGAAGCUGAAGAGGCUCACCAAGAACAUCCAAAAGCAGAUGUGUGUCACAGUAUCGGAGAGAGACCAGAAGAUAGCUGCUCUGAUGCUGGUGAAGCAUGAGGAGGAACAGGCUCGUUUGAAGCUCAGCCAGCAGGAGGAAUGGGAGCGACAGGAAGCCCGCAGGCAGGAGGCGGCCCAGCAAGUUCAGGCAGAAAAAAAGAGGAGGAAGAAGCUGAAGCAGAGUAUGAAACGCUGGAACGAGGAGCUGGAGGCCCGCAUGAGGCUGAGGGAGCAUCGAGAAAAAGAGAAAGCAGAACGGCUUAAGCAGGAGGUGCUGCUGCAAGAAGACCGAUGGAGAAGGCUAAAAGAGGAGGUGGAAGUGUACCGCAGGGAACAGAUGGAGGGUGCACAGAAGGAGUCGGAAGAGCGCAAACGCUACCAGGAGAAGCUGCUGAGGGAGAAGGAGGAGGUUGAGCUGCAGGGGGAGGAAGAGGAGGCGCAAAGGAGGAGCACACUGGAGAAGAAGUUGCAGCACUCCUGCCAAAGGCGUGCCAAGUCUGUAGAGGCACGACUCGAAGAGCUUCGGGAGCGGGCUGCCCGGGAGGAGGAGAUGAGUCAAAGAGUGCAGCUGAGGGCCGAGCUGCAGAGCGUCCAGCAGCUCACACACAAGCAGAUCCUGGUCCAGCUGAGCCAGAGACGCAUGGAGAGAGCCGCCCUGCAUGCCUCAGCGCAGCACAGACGCAGAGCUCAGCAAACCCGGCAGCACAACAGACACAGGCAGCUCUGCCACCAGAGGCUCAGAGAGGAACUACAGAGAGAGGAGGAGGCGGCGAGGAGAGUCAGAGAGAGCCGCAUCUCCACAAAGGAGCGGAAGAGGGAGCGGCUGAGAAGGCAGCGAGAGCAGAUACAGGAGGAGGCACAGAGGCUGGUUCGGGCCUCCUUUCACAUGAGGGAGAGAGUGAGGCAGCAGACGCACAGCCGGACCUUUGAUCAGAUGGCGCUUGAGGCUCAGCUGACUGCGUCUUUAAACCGCAUGACUCUGUGA